AUGGACGAAGUUGAGAAGGAACCCUCGUCGAAGAGCAAAGGAAAGGGCAAAGCAAGCGAACACGAGGAGGCCUAUGACAAUGACAAUCUACCAUGGGUGGAGAAGUACCGUCCAGUGACACUGGAUGACGUUGUAUCCCACAAGGACAUCACGUCAACAAUCGAAAAGUUCAUUGAGAAGAACAGAUUGCCUCACUUACUGUUUUAUGGGCCUCCCGGCACGGGCAAAACGUCAACGAUCCUCGCGGUAGCUCGACGAAUAUAUGGAAAGGACUACCGCAAGCAGAUACUCGAGUUGAAUGCAUCGGAUGAUCGUGGUAUCGAUGUUGUACGAGAGCAAAUUAAGAACUUCGCCGAGACACGUACGCUGUUCCUCAAGGGUUACAAGCUCAUCAUUCUGGACGAGGCGGACAUGAUGACAACAGCAGCACAAGCGGCCCUCCGACGUGUCAUCGAACAAUAUACCAAAAAUGUCCGGUUCUGCAUCAUCUGCAACUACGUCAACAAGAUCAUUCCUGCCAUUCAGAGUCGGUGUACACGUUUCCGCUUUUCACCUCUGCCAAUCACUGAAGUAGAACGACGACUGAGUGGUGUGAUUGAAGCGGAAGGUGUCAAACUCACUGAGGACGGCAAGAAAGCAUUGCUCAAGCUGUCGAAAGGAGACAUGCGUAGGGCCUUGAACGUUCUCCAGGCCUGCCAUGCUGCCUACGAUCUCAUCGGGGAAGAUGAAAUUUACAACUGCACUGGUAACCCGCAUCCGACCGACAUUGAGAGCGUGGUGAACUCGAUGCUUUCUGAUGAUUUCACCACGUCCUAUAAAAUGAUAUCUGCCCUCAAGGUCGAAAGGGGCCUUGCAUUGCCGGACCUCAUUAAUGGUGCAUACGAGUAUAUUGAGACUAUCGACUUCAAGCCUCAUGCACGCAUAUAUCUGCUGGACUUUCUGGCCACGACCGAACAUCGACUGUCCUCAGGUGCGAAUGAAAAGAUACAGCUCACGGCACUGCUAGGAGCAUUCAAAAACGCGGUUGAGUUGUCUGCCAAGUCUACCUAG
Molecule: messenger RNA, 1050 nt
Organism: Postia placenta MAD-698-R-SB12
Lineage: Eukaryota; Fungi; Basidiomycota; Agaricomycetes; Polyporales; Adustoporiaceae
Exons: 7
Coding region: 1-1050 (349 amino acids)
Biological process (GO): DNA repair; DNA-templated DNA replication
Cellular component (GO): Ctf18 RFC-like complex; Elg1 RFC-like complex; nucleus
Molecular function (GO): ATP binding; DNA binding; ATP hydrolysis activity
Source: RefSeq, a predicted model, not a curated record